This is a messenger RNA of Episyrphus balteatus (marmalade hoverfly), 5421 nucleotides long. It is a transcript of the gene haf, whose product is annotated as leucine-rich repeat-containing protein 4B. The transcript is spliced from 12 exons. Lineage: Eukaryota; Metazoa; Arthropoda; Insecta; Diptera; Syrphidae. The coding region runs from base 1485 to 4433 and encodes 982 amino acids. Gene Ontology annotation, molecular function: protein binding. The record is from RefSeq and is a predicted model, not a curated record.
AAACCGGCCUCUUCAUCAUUACGUUGUCUAAUGCACUUCUAAGGUGCAGCAAACAGCAUUAACUCAGCUGUAGAGUAAACAUGCAACGAGUGUAUCUAUACUCUCCAAUUCACAUAACUGAAUAUAGUAAAGUCUCCACUUCACUUGUGUGUGGCUUGGGUAGAUUGGAAUUGGAAAGUAUCUAUGAUUUUUUUUGUGUUUGUUUCUCUCUUUUGUUGGACUAUUCCUUGUUGGAUUCAUUUUAACUAUACUGGCACUGACUUUGGCUCUACCAUCAUCAUCAACUCUCCUACAACAGCCAGCACCAUCCACUGACAGCAUUGGUGGUAACUGAUGGUACUACAAAAACUACACUCGUUGAUGCAAAGGCAACCCAUAUUAUAUCGGCGCGAAGCAAAUAAUUCCGCUGGAGUAUCUCCGACAAUUUAGUCACCUGUAAAGGUUCCAACGUGCCACAUCGUAUAUGGUGGUUGGCUCUUGCUCUUCUUUGCGUUUAUUCGUUCCAAAAUUGUGUUGUGUUUUUUUUAUGUCUUUGUGUUUCUUCAAAAAUUCGUUAUCGUCCCUUUUUUUGGUCUACCAAAAAAUUUUUUGUAAUUUGGUUUAAAUAUUAAAAUUUAUUUUUAAAACCUUUUUUUGUUUUGGUUUUUGGUUAAUAACUUCCAUUUCGGGUGCUAUUUCAUAUAUAAUUUCAUCUCGAUUCCCUUAUAUUAAUUAACCGUUGUAAUACCGCAUAUAAUCACGAAAGUUAAAAGCGACGAUAAUAAAAUCGUUGGUGCGAGACCGACUCGACUCGAUAUUUUAAAUACCCAACCAACCGACCGAUCAACUGCAUUUAAGUGAAAUUUUUUAAUUCGAAAAAUGUAAAUUUUUUUUAUUAAAAAGAAAAUAUAUAAUAAAUUAAUAAAAUUAAUUUUUUCUUAUUACUUUUAUAGUCAUUUUAAAUCCGUUAAUUAAUUUUUUGGUUGUUUUUAAUUUUCUUUUUUAAUUCAUAAUUGGGUAGUAUUUUUUUGGUUCGUCUUAUCUUUUAAUUGUCUUCUGAGUUUUUCCUUCUUUGGUAUAAGGCAUUUUGUUCCUAUAACAACCCUAUAACAGUUGUUUUAUCCCAAAUUUGACUUCUUUUGUUUUAAAAAUUACAAAAAAAAAAAAAUUGUGUGCAAAGAACAGGUGUCAACAUUUCACCAAGCAAGGAUACAACCAAAAACCCAACUCUCCAAAACCGCCAAAAAAAAACCCUAAUUCAAACGAACCAACGAAUAUAAAAAAAUAAUAUACCCAAAUAAAAAAACUGUUUAUCACUUAAUCGGCGACGUGUGGAACGUGGGCGGAGAGUUUUCCCAUCACUAUUGAGCAAGAUUCCACAUUCUACAACUGCCAUUUUUAUUGGAUAUAAUUUAACAAGGUGCUGAAAAUUGCAUUCGCCACUAAAAAAGAAGACUGUCGUUACAUAUCUCAAUGCAGUGAUACCCUGAACGUCUACACACAUAAUGAGACGGCAGCAUACGUGGAUGACUACAAUGGCAAUAACAACGACGACGGCGUCCACCACGCAAACACAAACAACGAGGAGAAGAAGAACUAAUGCACAUCACAUCAGGAAUUGGCUACUUCAAAUUGUGGUAGUUUUUGCGGCGCUUAGUUUAACUACAGCACAAUGUCCAUGGCAAAGGGAACUCCUUGAAUUGCAAGCGACGUGCAUUUGCUCGUAUAAUCUGGGCAGAGAACUAUCAGUACAAUGUGAUCAGGUUGAAUUCCCACUUUUACUAGAUGCCUUAAAUAAAUAUGCUCGUGACAAGCCCAUCGACCUGCUUUAUGUGAACAAUUCAACGAUAGACGAACUACAAGAUGAAAUAUUUAUUAAUCUUCGCCUGCACAAUGUUCAGUUGAGCAGUUGUAAGAUAAAGCACAUCGAAGAUGGUACAUUCAAAGGUCAAGAGACCGUUCUCAAGAAUCUCAAUCUUCAGGAUAAUCUAUUGGAAGCAGUACCAAUUGGUGCACUAAAAACCCUAACCAUUUUAAAUCUAUUAGAUUUGUCAAAAAAUAGAAUAGCUUCAAUACCGGAUAAUGCAUUUGAUGGGCUAAGUAAGUUGUCGACAUUAAAGCUUAACGAUAAUAAUGUAAGCAUUCAAGCUGGAGCUUUUAUUGGGCUAGAGAAGAGUUUGAAAAAUUUAAAUCUCAAGGGUACACGACAGAGGCGUGUACCGGAAUCAAUUCGUGGCCUUAGAUCUUUGGCUUUCUUGGAUCUUUCUUUGAAUGGCAUCAAAGAGCUUCCAGGCGUCGGAGGUACUCGAACUUUUGAGGGUUUGGAUUCUUUGACAGCUCUCAAUUUGGAGAGAAAUUUGAUUCAAAAUUUGGGUGAGACUGCUUUUGCAGGAGUCAAAAAAACUCUCAGUUCGCUGAGUCUCCUUAACAAUCUAUUGGCUGAAUUCCCUGUGGGAGCAGUUCAUUCGUUGAGAGAGCUUCGAGUCCUCGAUAUUGGUUUCAAUUUGCUAACUGCACUCCCAGAAGGUGCUUUUCGUGGCAAUCCCAGUAUAACACUUUUAGCAUUGGAUGGCAAUCCAUUACCAACAGUGCCCGAAAAAGCAUUCUCCCACUUGAAUUCAACCCUCCGUGGCUUAUCCCUGGGUGGAAGGUUUCUGCAUUGUGAUUGUAAACUGCGAUGGGUUGCCGAAUGGAUAAGAAAUGGAGACCUUCAGGUCACAUCACGUGAAAGAAAUCCACAGUUUUGUGGAACUCCAAGUCGCUUCAGUGACCGCGGUUUCUAUUCCAUUCAACCAGAAGAGCUGACCUGUCCGGAAUCAGAGGUUGAUUUGAAUGGCCCUGUUGGAGUGGUUGACUCAUUGAUUCCACGCAUCAAGCCAACUAUUGCAACAGCUUCAACAACUUCUGCCGCACCUACAACUCUAUCUACAACUUCAAAAGCCCCUACAACCCCUUCAACAACAGUCACAACAACUACAGAAACUGUGACUGUCCGGAGGCCAUCAAGCACUCUUCCACCUCCAGUAGCUUCACCAUCCAUCUCCCCGUCAACCACAAAAGAGAUUCCUCCGCCACCAACUGCGGCAUCUAGUACAUCCACAGCCGGCACAACUACUUCAAUUAAGCCUCCCUCUUUGGCAACCACACAAUCAACCUCCACAACGUCAAAGACUCCCUCAAACAUGCAACAACAUCAAUCUACGUCUUCAUCCACCGGCACAGCACCGAUUGCUACUAAAAGCCAAGCACCACCCCCAUGGCGCCAACAGCAGCCAGGUGGACUUAGUGGCAAUGGUGGUGCUGCUGCUUCAUCAGCUGCUGGCAUACCACAUAAGCAACAACGGCCGCCACUUGUAUUGGGCUUCCCACCACAGCGAGGCACUCGCAUCGACGAUGCCAAUGAGGUGCAAGUGAAAAAUGCCUUCCGCCAGGAUAGCUCGGUCAUAAUUCAGUGGGAUUCCGAUACGGCCAACAUCCUUGGCUUCCGUGUGGUGUAUCGAUUGUUUGGCGAAAAGAGCUUCAAGCAAGGUCCCCCACUCGAGUCCAGCGAACGUGAAUUCAAGAUAAAAAAUGUCCCAUCACAGGAGUGCAUCAUCGUGUGUGUCAUAUCAUUGGAGGAGCUGCAUGUCACUCCAGAGACUGUGCCGUAUCAGCAGUGUCGUGAGGUGCGAACGGUUGCGUCGCAAACAUCGAACAUGGACAAGAUUACAAUAGCGGCCAGUGCAGCCAUCUGUGGGACAAUUAUCGUGGCGGUAAUUGUGUUCAUUGCGGCAAGCAGACGAUCAAGGAAACUACAAACUUCACAGCAAAAGAGCCCCCUGCCGAUGGGAGGUUUACCUGUUAAUUGUUGCGGACCAGCAGGCAGUCCAGGUCCAUUGGGAUCGAUGGCUACAUUGUCCGCAUUCAAUAAUCACAAGGAAUGGGAUCAAGUAUCAGCUUAUAGUAGCAGAUCAAUACCAAGACCUAGAAUUUAUCCAAUGGAUAAUCAGGAUGAUUUAAGAAGUCACUUUUCUGGUAUGCCAGGAAAAGUCAGUAAGGCAAGAUCCAUUGCCGAUGGCCAAUCGCAGCACAGCUUUUCUAACAAUUCACAUCGCGGAUAUCUGGGCACAGCAUUUCCUACAAAUUUAGUUAAUUCACGACCGGAAUUGCGGCAAUCACGUCAAUCAUUGGCAGCUGCAUCCGAACGUAUGUCGCGUGCCUCAUAUGCUGGCUCAAUUCAUGGUCCAACAAGUAUUGCGUCUAGUUCAAGACGGUCACGGCCGCGAUCUAGAUCACGAGAUCAUUUAAAUGGACCACAUAUUCACAGUCAUCGACCAGGAAGCCGAUACUCGACAGCUGGUUCGACACAUACACUAAACAACUAUUGUGACACAUCAGAUAAUUGGACUGAAAAUGAUAUGGAAAUUUAUAUGGCUAGAAAUCCGACAACACGCAAUGGAUUGGUGCCAUUAUGAGGGCGGGUUUUUUUGUCCUGAUAUUUCGAUGUUGUAUUAAAUUUGGAUGAGAUUUUCUGACGGUACGUUUCUCGGCCACGAUUACACGUUCGGCCAUAUAAGGAUUAUAAUCAGCAGCAGCAACAACAAAAUCAACAACAACAACAACAACAAGACCAACAACAACAACAGCAAUAUGAAGAACCUCAACGAUGGAGACAACGACAACAAGAAAGGUUUCAUCGUCGUCGCUUUCAUCACCAUCAUCAUCUUCAACAUCACCAACAUCAUCAACAAAAUCAACGACAUCAUCAUAUUCAUUCUCAUUCACCGUUGCCUGCUCGUUGUACAUCACCACCAGAUGUUGUACCACGUCCUGCAUCUUUUACUAUAAGUAAUAGUUCUACUACAAGUAGUACAACUAUUACAACAACAGGACAUCACACACCAUCACCACCACCACCACCACCCGUUGUCAUUGGUGCUGCUAAUAAUCUUUUAGGUGAGAUUGUGGUCGAGAAUUAUUUCGAUGAAUAUAAUAGACAGGAAAUCCGCCAUUCACGUGCGAUACAAUUAAAAAGAUUUGACUCUUCAACGAUAGAGCCUAAUCAAAGUAGUAGUAGUAUAAAUAAUAAUAAUAUUAGUUCUAGUAGUAGUAAUAAUCAUAAUAUAAACAAUAAUAAUAAUAAUAAUGAUAAUAAUAAUUUUUUGCAUUCCGGUACUAAUAAUAUAAAUAUAAAUAAUAAUUCUAAUGUCACUUAUGAUAGAUUAAGAAACCUCAAUACAACAAACUUCGAAACCGUUAACGAAAUUAGUAAAUCAGAUUUGAACGAAUUCAACGAUGACAGUUAUAUGUAAAUUUAUUAGUAACUUUAAGCAAAGCAAAAAAGGUGCAAUAUUAAUCUUUGUUAAUAAAUGAAAUUAUUUUUUUAAAGCUGCUUGAUAGUGCUCUUUUAAGGGUGGAUGCAUUAUUAAAUAAAGAUUUUAUUAAGAAAUAUUCAGAUUGUUU